AUGAACAUCUCGCGUGAGGAGAUGCUCUGUUGCCGCAGCGGCCGGAGCAGCCGGACUCGGCGCUUACUCGGAGAUUCGAGGCUUUGCUGGCCUUUCUCGCCCGGGCCUCUCCAAGCCACAGCCGCCGACCUCAAAUCGAGGCCAGUUCUUGCAGCAACCGCAGCAGGUGCAGCAGCCGGUGCGGCUGCCUCUCGCGGGCGGCGCGAGACCCGAGGCCACGGCGGCGCCGCACGAAGGGCCUCUGCGCAAGCAAUGCAGGACGAGGCUCUGGAGCUGGAAAGAGAACUGGCAGAGUGGGGGGAGGAUGAGGACCUGGAAGAAGAUGAGCUGGGGGAGCUCCAAGGUGGCGAGGAAGAAGCUGAAUCGUCGCAGCUGCUAGGUUCUGGUUCCAAAGAGACCGAUGAAUCGGACUGGCAGCACUGGGUCCCCAAACUAAGCAAAGAGGCUGUCUGGCAAGUCCUGGAAUCGAGGUAUCGGGACAAGCGCAAAUGGAAGGAGGUCAUGCUCGCCCUGAGGCGUGGUGAUGUGCUCACCACCAAAGAGGAAUAUGAAGAUGUGCUGAGCAGCAUUUGCCGAAAACAAUACGGGUGGCGGGAUGCAGAAGUGAUCUUGUCUUGCAUGUGGCACAAUGGUUUCAUGCCAGACCACAGACAUUAUGCCAUCGUGAUGAGCGCCUUCUCGAAAACAAGGCGCUUUGAGAAGACCACGAGACUGUUCGAGGAGAUGUGCGAGCACUUCCUCCCCUUAAGCCCGCAGUGCUACACCCUUGGCAUCGAGGCAUACUGCAAGCGGCAAGAGGUGGAUGGCGCGCUGCAACUCUUGAAGGACAUGCAAGCCGAUGGUUAUGAGCCCACGAUGGAGAUCUAUGCGUCAAUCAUGUACGAAUUGGGGAAGGCCGGAUCUUGGAUCAAAUCGCUGGAGCUCUUUGAAGACAUGCUUGAAAGCGAGAUGAUACCCACCAGACAGAUCUUCAACCUCUUGGUGUUGGCGUAUGGCCUGCAGCUGAACCUUUGGUCCAUGCACGUGCAAUACACGGUCGAUGACAAUUUCUGUCGCGUGAGCAAGAGGUUAUUUAAUGGCUACCGCCA
This is a messenger RNA of Symbiodinium natans, 1088 nucleotides long. NCBI's taxonomy places the organism in Eukaryota, Dinophyceae, Suessiales, Symbiodiniaceae. The record is from the annotation of a GenBank genome assembly.